AUGUACGGGGAGACCGAUAGUGUGGACAUUCUACAAUUUGCGGAUGACACUAUUAUUCUAGGUGAAGCGUCUUGUGAUAAUAUUUGGAAUAUGAAGGUGAUUUUGAGAGGGUUUGAAUUGGCUUCCGGGUUGAGGAUUAAUUUUUCCAAAAGCAAUAUUAUAGGGGUGAAUGUUGGUGAGUGGUACAUGAAUGCCGCCUUGACUUUUCUCUCUUGUAAGAAAGGAGUGGCUCCUUUCAAGUUUCUUGGAAUCAUGGUGGGGGAUAAUCCUAGAAGGAAGAAGGUGUGGUUGGAAGUGGUCAAUAACAUAAAGAGGCGGCUUUCCUCGUGGAAGGGAAGAAACAUUUCAAUGGGUGGUAGAGUAACAUUAAUCAAUUCGGUUUUGAAUUCCAUUCCUAUUUUUACUCUCUCCUUUUUCAAGAUUCCCGGAAAUAUCGCCAAAACAAUAAGGAAAAUUCAAAGUGAGAUUUUAUGGAGUGGAAUGCUUGAAAAUAGGAGCAUUAAUUAA
Molecule: messenger RNA, 507 nt
Organism: Vicia villosa (hairy vetch)
Lineage: Eukaryota; Viridiplantae; Streptophyta; Magnoliopsida; Fabales; Fabaceae
Exons: 1
Coding region: 1-507 (168 amino acids)
Source: RefSeq, a predicted model, not a curated record